GAUCGUGACGUCACGCACUAUUUUUGCCAUACUAACCAAAGAUAUCAUUGAGCAAAAUUAAUAUUUUUUAAAUCAAAGCAACAUAAGUCAUAUGUUGGGAAGACAUCGAACUGGUAUUAUUUUUAUAUAUGAAUGAAAACAAAGUAAUUAAUCAAGAUUUGGGAGAUUGAAUAGGUGUGUACACAUAUUGAAGGAACUAUGUUUUAUAAUUUGUGAUUCCGCCCUAUAAAAUAAGCAAUACGGCACAAGUAAAUACGUUCAGCAACUUGGAAAAAAUUAUGACAUCUUCAUAUUCAACGAUGCAGAAUAAACAUGUAUAAGGAUUAAAUGAGUACGCAGGUUUUCAUCAUUUUGAUCAUCAUGUUUAGAAAGCAUUCCACUUCUUCCUUCCUUGUGGACCUUUCCAAAGCCUAGAGAAUGUGUCCACAUCUACCACUUUUACUCUAACAAACUCAUCUCCACUAUGAAUCCACAUUACCAUGUUUCCACUUCCAAUCUCUUCAUGCCAGAAAAAGGAAUUUCUCCCCACCAGGGUGGAAAUUCUGCCAUUAACUACCCACCUAAUUCUAUUUUAGGGGGAUACUCCCUAACAGAUAAUCAGUUUAACAUUCGAUUACCCAUCAAAGAGGAUAUGGGUGAACCAAAACAUGACAGUGCCAAAGUGGACUUGUAUUCCAUGGCAGACGAGAAAACAGGCUUGGGGGUUAUGAACUCGUAUCCUGAUUCAGGUGACCAGACAAGUCCGAUAACACCGGUGCCAAGGUCUACAUCUCACAUCAAUCCAUACCGUCCUUCUGCCAACUCUGGUGAUGCUAUGCUCAGUGCCAUUAACUACAAUGAAAAUGAAAUCUUACAAGAUGGACCGUUUGAUGUAUCAGUGGCAGGGACCCUUCCAAAUCUGGAUGAUGGCAUGAUUCUUCCCAACAUGGGACCUCAGGAUUUGUUUGAUGGAGAGGGAAAUAUGGAUGAGCCUUAUGACAUGGACGAGGACUUUGGAGAUCCAACUUCUGGAUUGGUGGGAGAAGGCAAUCUGGGCUCUGUUAUGGAUCCAGAGAGUCUUGGUAUAGAUCCAAGAUUUGCUGAGGAUGGCAGUAAAAAGAAAAUAAAGGGGAAGCAAAUGAAAACCCCUCCUCUAGGAUCCCCAGCUCGUAACUCUAACCUAUUAAUGUGUACCACGUGUAACAAAACGUUCAACAACACUAGUGCCUUGGCAAAGCACAGACUUACUCACAGUGAUGAACGGAAGUAUGUCUGCAAUUUGUGUCACAAGGCCUUUAAAAGACAGGAUCAUUUGAAUGGUCAUUUAAUGACACACAGAGAAAAGAAGCCAUAUGAAUGCACUGUGGAGAAUUGUCAGAAGAGUUAUUGUGAUGCUAGAUCCUUGCGGCGCCACUUAGAGAAUCACCAUAACCAAAGUCAUGAGCAGAUCCAGGAGGCUAUAGCAAAAGUGGCACAGAAUGCAGCAGCAGUGAUAGCAGCAGCUGCUGCAUCAAAUACAGCAUCUAUUAAGGCAGCUGCCACAACUACUCAGACCAGCCCUGGGAGUGGCAGUGCUUCAUCUGCUGUGUCAGCAAGUUCAGUAGGGAAUCAGAGCACCCAUAGUGAUGCUACGUUACCUGCUAUUGAAGGGGGUAACUAUGGGUCACAGUAUGCCAGUGAAAGUUCCACUCCUGUGACAAGCCCCACCUAUGGAGCUCCACAUGCACCACAGAAUGCUUUCCAGUAUGAGCAACAGCAGUCACAGGCAGUUGCAGGUGGCCAACAGGGGGGAUUAGGAGAGCUGGCACAGCAAGUGCAGGGCUCACAACAGCAGGCAGUGCAUGAAUGGCAGCAUAAGUUGCAACAAGAGCAGCAACACCAGGAGCAGCAGGCAGUCCAGGCCUUGAAAGAACUCCAUAUGAAAUUGCAACAGCAACAACAGUUCCAACAGCAACCUAUGACAUCGGAGUCAGCCAUUUUCGGAAUGAUUGAACCACAACAGUCACAUGCAGAUCAGCAAGCAGUUCAUGACCUGCAGUUAAAAAUCCAACAACAGCAACAAGCUGCACAACAGGCUCAAAUACAACAGCAUCAACAGGUUUCCCUUCCUUCCCAGUUGCAACAGUCGCAACAAACACAGUUGCUUCAGGCUUCACAAAUGCAGCAACAUCAGGCCCAAGAACUGCAUCAGUUGCAGAUUGGAUUACAUGCUAUCACACAAGGUAAAGAUAGCAUGGAUUCUCAAGGACUGCAGCAGUCGAUGGGAUACCAAGGUCAACCAUGGCAGACACAUGCAGUGAAUCCUGGAGUGAAGCAAGAGACAAGUCCUCACAGCUCUGCCUCAACAGAAGAACAGUCUCCUAGUUAUCUAGGACAGGUCAGCCCAAUCAGUCCAGCCCCUAGCCAGAUUCCAAAUUCAGGCCGCCUGAUAAACCCCAUGAGUGGGGUUUUACCUAGAGUUUACCAUCCAAAUGGAAAUGACCAAAAAAUGAUGGAUGACACAAAACCUGUUGUUUGUAACAUUUGUGACAGGAAAUUCAAAAAUAUUCAAGCUUUAAAUGGACACAUGAGAUUACAUGGAGGAUACUUCAAGAGGGAUGUAAAAGAAGACAAAAAGACAAAGAAGAUAAACCCAAUGAUGGCUCCUCCUUCACCUGUCGGGCAGAAACCCGUCCUUCCUAGCCAACCAUUCCCUGGUAACAUGGACCAAAUGGGAUCCUCCCCAAAUCAUCAUAACACAAUGCAAUACACAUUACAAUCUCCAGUACCACCUGACUCCCCCAUGACUGAGUCACCAGGAUUAUAUAAACCAGCACAGCCCCCACAGCCUCAAUACUGGGAACAACUUCAGGAGCAACAGAUACAGCAACUUAUUCAAGAUCAGCAGAUGCAGAGUAGCUUAGAGCAACAAGGCACCAUGCAGAAAAUGCCUCUUUCUCACGCUAUUCUUCAGCGCCAAAGCUCGAUGGAAACUAGUGAGUAUAAUUAUGAUAGUGGGAGACCACCAGUCACUCAGAUGCAUGCUCAGUCUGCCCCUCACCCGGCAGUGAAUACAAUGGAUACUCAGGAAUAUUCUAGGAAUCUGGCAGCACAGUUGCAGCAGCUUGCUCAGCAACAGAUCCAGCAACAAGAACUUAGUCAGACAGUUCAACAACAAAGGACAAUAGACAGUUUUAGUUCACAGGUUCCAAACCCACACAUCAAUCUGAAUUCCUUACCCAACCCAAUGAACCCCUCAAAUGUGCAGUCAACAUCAAGUUCCCUGCAACCAAAAUUUGCUCAAAGUAACAUAUCCCAGUAUGGGUCUUCUCAACAAAUUAAACAUGAGGUUGGGGUAAAAGAAGUGGCUAUUGCUGACCCACUUUCCCAUCUUGCUUCCAGUCAUGUGACCUUAGUUUCAACUUCUAAACACCAAGGGAUGACAGUUGCUCAACUGCUCAACAGCAUGGAAACUCCAGAAGGACUUAAGCAAUUUGACUUAGUUGAAUCUGGACCAAUUUCAGCUGGAAACAUGGAUACGAAUGUGAACAUUGGAAAAGCCAGUAGCAUACAAGCUGGGUCUGGUGCUGUGGAACACUCCAAUUCCAUAGGUGUUGUGAAGGAGAUGGAUUAUAAUUCAGCAUUAGAUGACAUUAAUAGCACCAUUGCUGCACAUGAGAUGAUGGAUCGCAAAAAACAUGAAGUGAAAGAUACACAGGCAGCAGAAAAUAAUCCUUUCCCAUUUCCAAAAGUGAAUAUCACAGACACUGUUACAGAGAGGCUGGAAGUUAAAGAAUCCCACAAACUAGAAGAUGUUGAUAAACACCGGGAAAUUAAACGUAGACUUUCAGGAAGUGAUUAUGAGAAACCAAAAACUUUUGUAAAUUUCACCACCCAAAAGUUUCCAACCAAAGAUGAAUCAUUUGUUAGGCCGUCUCCGUCCAUCUCUAGUCUGGAGGCAAAACAGCGAAUAAGAAGUAAAUCAGGAGAUGACUUUAAAUUUCUACGAUCUCAGAGUGUGGAUCAUAACUUCAUGAGGCCAAGGAGUAGAACUGAGGCAUCUCUACAUAAAUUUAAAUCUCAUGAUGGGAACUGGGACUCAUCAAAAUUAUCAAAAUCUGAUGGAGCAGGACAAUUUAGGAACCCAAACUCACUUGGGACAUUGAAAAUGAGGAGAAAGCAUCGACCUUCUCCUCUCUUUAUACCAACUUAUCUUAAUAAUUCAGGAUUUCAGAGUAGGUUACGUUCUCCGAGGAUUUUACAAGGAGAAACUCGUGGAGGAAAUACCCCACCUCCAUACACCCCUCCCCCCAUGUUGAGUCCCAUUCGAAGUGGCUCUGGACUUUUCUGCUCUUUGUCUGGAUAUGUACCAAUAACCCCAAAGUCAGCACCUUUGACCCCUAGGAAUUCCUUGCUGCUAUCAGCCAGAAGUAUCAGUUCAAUUAAGUCAUCAGAAAUUACUGGUAUUGCGGAAGAAGAGGAACCACAGACAGAGGCUACAGUGGAACCCCCACCAGAGACUGAUGUACUGCCGCAUGUUAAUAUAGGCAGUCAAUAUCAGGCUGAAAUACCUCUGUUUAAUGAAAACAGAUCUGAAGCUCUGAAAGCAGAUAUUAAAGAAGAGCUGGUGUGGACUCCAGCAUCCAUUGGCAACAAUUCAGAGGAAGAUGUGCAAUAUUACCAAGACUUCAGCUGUAGUGCAGCUGUGCCAGGCAAUGGGUGCAAUGUGGAGUAUGCCUUGCAUGUCCUACACCUCCUGAAAGGCAAUAUCAAGGAAGCCAUGUUGAAACUGAUGGAAGGAAAGAUUUCAUUGCACAACAAACACACGUUGCUAGAUUACAAAUACCAGGAAACUGACCAGUGGACUUCAGAAGAAAUAGAAAAAUAUCAGCAAGCAUUGUGGAAGUGUGAUAAAGAUUUCUUUGCAAUAUCAAAGGAGAUUGGUACAAAAACAACUAAAGAAUGUCUUCAUUUCUACUACCUGUGGAAAAAGGUUUGUCCAGAUGAACACAAGAGAUUGAGAAUCAUCCGUCGGAAACGGGAACAUGAUCGUUUGUACAAUCUGAGAUCCCAACAAGCUGCAGCACAAGUUCAGAAUACACCAUCUGCAGCAGAAAAUCACAGUUUUUCCAAACAAGAGGAAAAUGAUCAAGGCGACUCAGACUCCGAAUCCAGCGAGUUCAUGGAGAUAGACAAUCAAACUGAUAAAGAUGAUGUCCGCUCUGUUUCCUCAUCUGUCAGUGCCUCACCUGUACCAACCUAUACCUGUGAUUACCCAGACUGCUUUGCUAGUUUUACUUCAAAACAAGGGCUGAAUGGUCACAUUCGAAUCCAUGGAGGAGGCUUAUCAACAAAGAUUGCAGCAACAGAAAGUGGAGGAUCACAGGAAAUACGAGGAGUGUCUCAAGAGGCCAAGGGCCAAGGACGAUCUUCCACUAAAUCUAGUAAACCCACAAAACCUCCCCCUGCUAAUGUAGGGGAUGAGCCAGAAGUGUUUCCUUGUAAACUCUGUGGAAGAGUGUUUGCAAAAGUGAAAAGUAGGAGUGCUCAUAUGAAGAGCCAUAGGAUGGCUGAAAAUGAAAAAAACAAAAUGAAACAGAAUAACAAUGUAGACAUAUCCUUAAAUUCAAUACAGGGGUCACCAUAUCGGUGAGCUCCCCUGGAAAGUUCCUGGUGCUUUAUCAGAAAGUGACUUACAAAUUUCUGGGCAGUCUACGACUACAAAUUAAGGCAGCUUCUUUGUUAAUGAGGAAGAAGAAAGACAUCAUUUAUUUUAUGAAGUUGGACCACAAGAAAAGAAAGAAACAGGGUAAAUGAGAGGAAACAGGGAGUCACGGUGAAGUGUUGAAUCUCAAAGAUUACGGGUGCAUGUGAAUUCUCCUGUGUUUCUAAGUGUUGGAGUGUCUGCAUUGAUAAACCUUGACUUAGAGUUUGAAGCUAUAGCAAGUUUUGGUACGUUUGACUGUGCUCUAAAAUUAAAACUUCUCAGUAAUAUCCUAAAAGGACAUUGGAAUUGUGUAUUUUGAGCUUACAGUCAAUUUAUUAAUAGUGAUCAUUAUUUUUUUUCUGUAAGUUACAUUGUAAUUUCAUUUUUUACGUCCAUCAAUUUCUUUUAAAAUACUUUAACAUUGGAGAUAAUAUACAUGUCUAUCAACAACUAAAACUACUUAAAGAUGGAACACUGUAGAAUUCUCUUCCUGAAAACCAAUGCAGUGCACUUUUCGUCAGGAUAUCUCCGGUGAUAUAGAUUCAGAGCAAGUAGUCGGGUUUGAGAUGGCAGAUUCUUUAUGGAAGAUAGAAAGGGUCCAAUGCUUGUCUGUGAUUUUGUUUAUGUGAUUGGGACCUCAGCUGGUCGUCUAUGUGUUGUUGUCAUUCCAUAAGAACAUGUAUUGUGAGCUGUGACUUUAAUUGUUUUCAUAUAUAUGAGUUUUCUAUGGGCAAGUUUGACUGAUAUGUCAAUAAAAAAAAGAUGUAGGUGACAUGUUAGUGCUUGUUGAACUUGAGUUCAACUCUUCUGAAUGUACUGUAAAAUCGUUAAUUUUUUUAAGGGGGGUGGAUAUUUGUUGAUUUUGUGGUAUGGACAUUCAAUUCCUCCAUGAACGAGAGAAAGUGAUGUACCACAAGGAAUAACAACUCUUCAAAACUUCUCACACUACUAAAGUUUAACCCCAUGAGAAUGUACAGUAAUAACAGUUUAUUUCGGCAAGUCAAAACUUCUAAAUUUUUGCUCAGUUCUGCAUUCAUUUCUAUCUAGGUAGGGGGUGAUGUGUUAACGAAAAGGUUGCAGGACUGAUUUUUCUUUGGUCUCAUUACUUAAUCAGCAAACCUGCCAUGCAGUUCCUUGAGCUAUUCUACAUUACGUACACACACAAAAUAACUUGGAUGUGUGUUUGAAAACGAGUUUCAGUUUGCUUUCAUUGGAUGUCAAAGGAUAGUGCUGGUGGGUUUUUUUUCAUGUUUGUAAUGUGUGUAUUAUAAUGUAUAUUAGGUUGUUUUUCAUGUAUAUUGUAUGUUAUUUCAUAUUUGCCAUAUUAUGUGAAAUGUGCUUUCAUAUUAUGUUAAUGUUGUUUUAUUGUCUCAUUUAACAUAUUCUAUAGACUGUUACUAUAUUUUGACACUUUAAAAGGAAGUUUCAUUGAAGUGGAGAUUAAUGUUUAAUUUUCAUCAAAGGAAGAUAUUUUUUAAAAGAAAAAAUUAGGUAAAUUCUGAGCAUACAAUUGGGGGUGGGGGUAUAUGUUUUGUAUUGAAACUUAAGUGAAUUUUUUCAAGGCCUCCUCCUCUCCUCUCCCCCCCCCCCCCCCCCCCAUGAAUUUUUUUUUCACUAAUCUGAAAUUCCAGUCCAGUGCAUUGGUAUAAAAGAACAUUAACUUUGUACAAGUUAAUUUAAUACCUGUUCCUUUGGAAACCAAACCAAAUGUGUUAACAAUCAGUUAAAUGUUUAUUUGUGCAAUAUCAGUAAUUGUUGACCAUUUGUAAAUUACUUUGUUUUCACUAGUGUGAAAGAUGUGCUUGCCAGCUGUUCAAUCUGUUUUUGAAUUAAAACAUGGGAUGUCAUCCUGUAAAUUUUUGGUCCAGUUAUGACUUAUAUUGUGCUUUAUUACCAUGGAAUAACAGAUGAUACAACAGUUCAGAUAUUCUCCAUAAUUAUAUCAAGGAGAAAAUUUAAACAACAAUUAGUUUAUCAAUGAUAUAUCAAACAUGUAAAUACCAGAAUAACACUUGGUUUUGUUUUAUUUUAUUGAGUGUUCUUGAAAUUCUUGUUAAUAGUGCUAUAUAUAUCGUAUAAAUCUGACAAAUUUAUUUUUUCUUAAAAUGUUUUUCUCCAUUAAAACCUUAAUUCUUGUACCUUUUUCUCUCGGACACCAAACUUGUGGCCAUACUGUGUCUCUUUACAUACAUUUGGUUUAGGGUAUGCUGGCCACAAGCUCGAUGCCUGUGUUUUUCUAUUAAUGAGGUCCUAGGAACAUUUCCAUUAGAAAGUUCUUUUAUGAAUUUGAAAAAAAUUGUUAAAGGAAAUGCAUUUGGAUCAGUAUUUAUGUGUAGGCCAACAUGAAAGGAAUUACAAAAGAAUUUACCUUUCAACUUCUGAAGAGCCGGUUACUUCUGAAUAUUCAAUGUGUGUGGUUGUGUCCAUUUAAUCAGAAAAUUUCUGUAUAUAUGGAGAGAUAUUAUUAGUGCUGUAUAUGUGUGUGAUUUAUAUAUUAUACAUGCAAGUUACUGUUUUGUAACUUCCUCAAUGCUCAAUUUGUUAAAAUUAGAUUUUGUUUAUUAGUGAUAGCUGGAAUAAAGAUAAGUAGGCAUUGUUUGACUGUUCAGAAUGAGUAAUGUGUUUUAUCAUAUUCUCAUCACAAGAGGAUUUAUAGUGCAGAUUAUGAUACUGUCCCAAAACUGGUAUUUCAAAUGGCACUGCUACCUACUCCUUGGGGGUUGGGGGGUGGGGUCACGUUGAUUAUUGCAAGUUUUCGUUAUCUCAUCACUUUCAGGUAUUGGAAAGCAUAUGUUGAAAAAUGAAAUUUACAUAUUGUCAGACUGAGCUUGUAAAUUCUGUGUUUUUAGAGUAUGUACAUCUGUCUGUGCUGUCUAUUUUAUCUUAAUUUUUAAAAAAAAUUUACUUGUAUGCCAUGGCAUUUUGAACUGCAAAUUUUGUAUGUGACUUAAUUAUAUGUGAAUAUGUAAAAAGUUACUGCUUGCUUCAUGCAUUAAAUUCAUCCUCAUGUGACAAGUGGCAACUAUUAUAAUCGUAACCUAGGGCUUCUAUAGAACUCCUCUCAGUAUUGUUUCUUUCCAUGUCAUGUUUUUAUUGGAGUGCCCGUAGUGGGAGAACACAUCAUGUUAAUAUUACAAAUUAUAUAUAUAUAUAUUAUGUAUAAAUGUAUUGAAUACAUUUUAAAAAGAGUAUUUUUGUUAUUUUUUUCACACAUCUUUUGGGACUUGAUUACAUUGUAUUUCACAUGUUGAAAAGAUUCAAUUACCUAUUGUAAAAAAAAUUUCCACAUUAAACUUACAAGGCUGAUUAAAUUCA
Ostrea edulis (European flat oyster) is the source of this 8980-nucleotide messenger RNA. RefSeq lists its product as uncharacterized. Gene Ontology annotation, cellular component: transcription regulator complex; histone deacetylase complex. Gene Ontology annotation, biological process: regulation of transcription by RNA polymerase II; negative regulation of DNA-templated transcription. NCBI's taxonomy places the organism in Eukaryota, Metazoa, Mollusca, Bivalvia, Ostreida, Ostreidae. Gene Ontology annotation, molecular function: transcription corepressor activity. The record is from RefSeq and is a predicted model, not a curated record.